Messenger RNA from Symbiodinium necroappetens, 4092 nucleotides. The record is from the annotation of a GenBank genome assembly. NCBI's taxonomy places the organism in Eukaryota, Dinophyceae, Suessiales, Symbiodiniaceae.
AUGUAUGCUGGCCGAUAUGCUAUCUCCCACGACAUCACCUACAACGAGCGCACGAUGAAUAUCCUCGGCUCCCUGGGCUACUGCAAUGCAUUGUUUGAGUCUCAAUCCAAAACAAUGCGACGGCCUGGUGAUGUACUGGGAGACGAGUCUGUCCAGUCUGUGAAGGGUGUUUUCUGGAUAUUGGAACAACCAGAGCGAUCAUUGAUGGAAUCCCAUCCGGCCAUUCAGCUCCUCUUUGGCUGUGUGCGAUGCUAUCGUAUACUGGAGAAGCUUCCGCGAUUCAAGCCACCGGUGGAAGACCUUCCCUCCGAGGAGCAGAAGAAGGGAUGGGAAAUGUUCGGUGUUGCUCUGUCAUCCUUACGGACCGAGUACGAUGCAGAGAUCAAGCAGCAGGCUUGGGCAGAUCUCAGUGAGGCUCUGAAGCAGCCUUUGCGGCUUCCCGCAGAGUGUAAGAUCUCUAAGAGAUGGGAGCGGAAAGCCGGUUUAAAGAAGGUUGCUGCAGCCAUGGUAGCUGGCGAUCCGGUGACUCAUAGGGUUUCAACGAAACGCCAGCAGUCACGAGACGACCGAGAAAGCCAGCCAAAAAAGAAAGCAAAGCCGUCGAAGCAGGACGUGUCUCGGCACGAAAGACUCAUGGCCUCCUUGCAGCAGUGCGCUAAGGGUAGGAGCACAGCAAGCCUGGAAACCAAAGUCUCGAAGGAAAGCCGGAAGAAGGAAAGCAAAGAGAAGAACGAAAGCAAAGAGAAGAAGGAAAGCAAGGAGCAGAAGGAAAGCCAGGAGAAGAAGGAAAGCAAAGAGGGGAAGGAAAGCAAAGAGAAGAAAGAAAGCAAAGAGAAGAAGGAAAGCAAAGAGAAGCAGGACGGCAAAGAGAAGAAGCAAAGCACAGAGCAGAGGGACCGCAAGAACAAGAAGGACAGCAAAAAGAAAGUGCAGGAGGAAAGCAAGGAGCAGGAAGGAAGCAAGGAGAAGAAGGGAAGCAAAGAGAAGAAGGAAGGCAAAGAGAAGAAGGAAGGCCAGGCAACCGAGGACACGAAGCCGAAGAAGGAAGGCAAAAGCAAGAAGCAGGCCGCGACUGAGGAGGACGAUGAUUCGGCCGCGGAAGCCUUUGACAAUCUGGCCCUUCUGGAGGCGGAGAUGGCGGCUCGGCAGCUAGCGCAAGCUGAAGAGGGCUCGGAGGUCUCAGAUGUGUCAGGAGAGGACGCACCCGAAGCCUCGGACAAUGACGACCACAGCGAUAUGGAGGAGGAGGCAGAGGAGGAGGGCAGUGAUGAAGAGGCCCCAGCAGGUGGCGGCACCUGGGACACCGACGAAGAGCUGCCGCAGUCGCAAGACUGUGUCCUGGAGGACGAGGAGAUGCGGUCUGGCUCGUCAAGCGACGAGUCGGCGGACGAAGCGGACGGCGAGCCCUCCGAGGAUGAAGCUGAAAGCAAAGCUUUGAGCGUGGCCGUGGAGGAGCAGCCGGGUGAGAAGUGUCGGAACAGUACUACACACAAGAAGGAAUGGGCGGCUUUUGAUCGUGCCAUCAAGAAUCGCCAGAAGUUCCCCGUCGCUCUGAGCAACUAUGCGUGCAAAUCCAAGACGGAUUUGUUCGGUGCCUGGCUCGAUUGCAACGGCAAUUGGGACGAGCUAUAUAUGUUUCGAGGGACGCUGCUACAUGCUGUCAGGGUGAAGUUGGUUAUGGAACGCAAGCAUGAAAAGAAGAGGCUACGGCGCCAGGAUGAAAUGUACAAGCAAGUAAUUGCAGCAAGAAAAGCCGAAGGCCGGUGGUACAAAGACAAGGACUUCCCCGACAACGAAGACGAAGCAUGGUACUACAUGCCCCAGGGCCACUUGCUGCGGCUCGACAACUCCACGAGCGAAAAGCAGAAGUUGUCUCUGGAUCAAGCUAUGGAUGAGGACUUGGCGAAGAUUUUGGACGAGAACAACCUGCUGCAGGCAGGCACCCUGCCUGCAGUACAUGCAGCCACUGAGGCUGGCGAGAAGGCGCUUCUGGCCUUCUACGAUGAAGGUGCUGCUAUGGCAAAGCGAGCAGCGAAGCCCAGAAAGGACAAAGAGGCACCGGAAGAUGCCAAGGAGAUGGAACCCAAGACCGUGCGGCAGCUGGUAGCAGAAGCGAAGCCCGAGAUCCUCAAGGAUGCCUCGAAAGCUCGCGAAACCUCCCUCACCCUGAACAACCUCAACUACGGGGAAAAGCUGGCCGAACAGCUGCUGAAGUUUUCCAAGCAGAUGGAGCUUGCCUACAAGAGGCUAGCUGAGCUGGAGAAAAAGGACAGCACCACGGAUGCCGAGCUGAACAAGUUUUUGAAGUAUGUGGCCAAGAAAAAGCCAUGGUUCCAGCAAGCCCAGGCCGCAGCAAACGGCCUGCAGUCUGGAUUGAAAGCAAAGAAGAAAAAGGCCGUGCUGAUGAUGACCGAUCCAAGUCGAGGCUUUGCCGUUUCAUUCGUCAUGUGCUCUGGUCAGCCGACGUCCUUUCGUCGGAGAAUGAACUAUGAAUCUAUGCCACAUUCUCAUGCAGCAGAAGAGCUUCUGGAGAUGAUUGGGAGUGGCAAGGCCCAUGUGGCGCAUGCCCAAAAUUUGGCAGAAGCUAUGGUUCGGGAUGGGAUUCCGCAGGAAGCUGUCUCUGCUUUUGCGAGCCUGGGAUCCUUUGGGGCGCAUCCUUCGAAUGCUGAGCGUGACCUGCAUAGGUGGCUGCAAGGUAUCUAUGGAGUGAGCUUAGAACCAUACUUCAUAGACUUGAUGCUUGAGACGGAGGAUGUUGAUGAGGAGGCCGGGAAGCCUUUGACGGCUUCCAGAAGGAUACCCGUUCUCCUACCGCACGAGAUCUUCGCUGAGCUUCAUUCUGCAAGUGCGCAUCAGUUUGGUACGAGCAUGCUGGGACAUCAGACGCCGGCUGCGAUCAAAGAAUUUUGGAAGCAUUUGCAAAGGUUUGCGCCGAUGGAGAUCAAGGAUCAUCCGGCUUUGGAGAGCUGUGAUCUCUCCAUGCUUGUGCCGCUCCUUGUUCACUUUGAUGGUGCAGAAAUGUACAGGAAUGCUGAGUACAACAUAUGGUCUUUUUCCAGUGCAUUCUCUUCUAUGCUGGAUGUGGAUUGCAUUCAAACUCAAUUCUUGUGUUGUAUCCUUCCUCACAUUGCGAUGGAAACCAAGGAGGUGAAAGACUACGUACACGCUGAAGUCGCCCGGCUUAUGAGCUGGUCUUUCAAAAUCCUUCAAGAAGGUUGGAGACUUGAGAAUACGUUUUUUGAUUGGAUGCAUGUUGUCCUGCUUGGAGUGGGAAGAGAUGCCGUUGCUGCUUCCAUCAAACUGAUGGUCAUGCGGGGAGUGAUUAGCUGGGAUACAAAGCGCGCAGAUCUGAAGAUGUUGACAAAAUGGAUCAAGAACGAAUACAAAAGCAAGACUGGGAAAUCCUGCUCCCUGCUAUCUUUGACCCCUGCAAAUACUGGCCUGGAUCCUUGGAGCGAGUAUCCAGAACUGGGGACAAUUUUCAAGGCUGCACAAGUCAAGAUCCUGAUCUGGGGAAUGUCGAGAAAACUCAAAGAGGUGGUAAACCGGGUGAAGGAUGUGGAUUUGCUGAGAAUGGCUCUUUCAUUGCGAGGGCUCAGUGAAGCUCAGAAAUUGCUGGACAACGGCGGCUUGAAGUUCACUGGAGGCGAAGCGCGAAAGUUCGAUGAUAUGGUUCACGUGCAUUUACGAACGUGGCAAAAGUUGGCUCUGAAAUUCGAAGCCCUCCUGAUCCCUUUGUGCAACAUCCGACCCAAACACCACUAUCUACAGCAUCUUGCUUGUUACGUGAGGCGGACCCGAAUAAAUAUUCGGAUGCACCAAAACUUCGAUGCCGAAUCCUACAUGGGGAAGAUCAAAAGAAUUGCAUGCAAGUGCCAUUCGGUUGCGAUGUUGCGGAGAGUCCAGCAGCGCUACGUCCUGUAUUUGGCCUUGCUGUGGGAUCGAGCAAAACGAGAAUCUGUUGGUGCAGCUGUCAAUGACUGUCAAAGUUUGGAGGAGAUCAUGUUCCAAGAUUGGCAGCGUUCAGAGAAGCGAACGGCUUUCAGUAGCACUGCUGCUCAUGCGAAGCGACGAUGCCUGCAGGGCAUCUGA